CUCCAGUCUAGCAGAGUACAAGGUGGCUCUCCUGUCUCUGCUCACAGGUGCCUCCCCGGGCUGCGAGGACGCGCUCUGCGGGAUCCGAAGAAACGCCGGAGGUUUCCCCUCAUAGCUCUGGCAUUAAAUUCUAGUCACGUUCAGCGAAAAGGGCAGGAAUUACAUGACUAUACAGGUCCCUGAGAAGAGCCCCAAUCCUCUCAGUUUGCCUUCACGCCUCCCACUCGGCUUCCUAUAUUGUCUUCUUGUCUGUUUCACCGCGCUAAUCUGUGCAAAGUUGAGGGAAGCAUGACAGGAGGACUGAAGGACGGCGAAAAAGAAGAGGAGUUUCUGCAUUCUCCGUUCAUCCGAAAACAAGGGAACAUAUACAAACCUAACAACAAAGACAUGGACAACGACAGUCUGAACGAGAAGACGAUGGAGGAUGUCCACACCAAAGAGAUCGACCUGGUCAACCGGGACCCAAAGCGCAUUAACGACGAUGUUGUCAAGGUAGACUUUGAGGACGUGAUCGCCGAGCCUGCAGGGACCUACAGCUUUGACGGCGUGUGGAAAGCCAGCUUCACCACCUUCACUGUCACCAAGUACUGGUGCUACCGGCUGCUGACGGCGCUGGUCGGCAUCCCCUUGGCGCUGAUCUGGGGUAUCUUCUUCGCCAUCCUGUCCUUCAUUCACAUCUGGGCCGUGGUGCCGUGCGUCAAGAGCUACCUGAUCGAGAUCCACUGCGUCAGCCGCGUCUACUCCAUCUGCGUGCACACCUUCUGCGACCCGCUGUUCGAGGCCAUGGGCAAGUGCUUCAGCAGCAUCCGAAUCCGCACAACCAAGGAGGUGUAGCAUCCACAAAGACGAGGAGGAGGAUUAACGGAAAGAGGGGAGGGAAGAUGGGAGGGCUAGAGCAACACAGAUGGAGGGAAAAGUCAGAACAGGAAAGAAGAAGAAGAAGUAAAAUAGACCUCUGGAAAACGAGAGACUUUUCCAGAGCUGGGCGGGGUUGUUUGGAAGGAAAGGGGCGUGGUCACAUGGCAUCUGACCCCGCCUUUUUUUCCCCACCAGCUGUUUUUUCUCUCCGGUGUUGGUGUUACCAAACGGGUGGGCACAGGAAAUCAAAGGGUCGAUCUCCGGGGUUUUUGUUUGUUGUUUUGUUUGUGUAUUAGUUUUUUAAUUUUUUUUAAAUAUUCCUCACUGUUAACUUUGUCAAGAAAGCAACCAAGCUCCGUAUCUGUUUUCUGUUAGUUUUGCCACAUGUUGUAAAUUCCUUCCAUUCUUACCGUUUCAGUGGAUUGCUUAUCACUUCGAUUGAUUCAUGUGAAGAGGGGAUGUCAGGGUGUAUCACCGUCUUCUCUCGCGCUUAUUCCAGUUUGUUUUUUUUGGGAGCCGUUGUGCAGGGCAGGAUGGGUGGGUGUCGGGGGUUAGGAAGGUCAAAGCAGAGAGAAAAUGACCGAUGCCAAACUCAGCAAAAACAAAACAACCCCAUAAGCCAAACAGCGCAGCAACGCCCCUCCCUCUGCCCGCCAUGACCUCCAUAACCACACAACCCCCCCCCCCUCCCUGCGCUCCGCCUCCCCGCAGUCUGACACACUGAACCUGCCCUCGUUCCUGCAUGCACCUGCGU
This is a messenger RNA of Perca fluviatilis (European perch), 1612 nucleotides long. It is a transcript of the gene cav1, whose product is annotated as caveolin 1. Gene Ontology annotation, cellular component: cytoplasmic vesicle; caveola; Golgi apparatus. The record is from RefSeq and is a predicted model, not a curated record. Gene Ontology annotation, biological process: negative regulation of endothelial cell proliferation; caveola assembly; negative regulation of protein tyrosine kinase activity. The coding region runs from base 289 to 834 and encodes 181 amino acids. Gene Ontology annotation, molecular function: molecular adaptor activity; protein kinase binding; transmembrane transporter binding. The transcript has 3 exons. NCBI's taxonomy places the organism in Eukaryota, Metazoa, Chordata, Actinopteri, Perciformes, Percidae.